AUGGGGAGGGGUGAGGCUAUCGAAGAGGCUAAACUAGCCGAGGCUGUGGCCGUUAUUCGGGAGUUUUUCUCCACAGAGAAAACAUCCCAUCGCGCCCGCGGAAGGGUCGUUGUCAUCUGCUCGACGCGUCGGGAGCAGCAGCUCAUUUUAGAUCGUCUCUCGGGGGCAUCAUGGGGUUCAGAGCUGAAAAGCGUCGCGGACUCCCUUGUCGAGGUUCUUGCCAUCACGGCGUCCGGAAACGCCGAGGAUUUCGCGCAGCACCGCGCGGAAGUGCUGGUCAUCACGGACGCGCAGCUGCACGUUGGGCGGGAGGUUCAGACGCUCACCCGGUGCGGCCGGAUUGAUCUCAUCCUGCACCUCGGCCUGCCACGGCAGCUCACCACUGGGCGGAGCGGCAGCGAACUCCAACACGAAAUUCGCCAGUGCAUUGCACACCGCUCCCGGCGUAUUUUAGGAUCCACACGAAAACUAUUCAACACGCGUUUGCUGGCCCCCACAACGGCGGAAGGAAGGGCAUCCGGACUGCCAAAGAUCCCCUCGAUCAUGUUGCUGCCUCAGCAUCACAUGGGUGGGGCUUUAGGAAUCGCUUUGAUGAAUGCGCUGGUAUCACCCACAGAUAUCUGA
Molecule: messenger RNA, 624 nt
Organism: Phytomonas sp. Hart1
Lineage: Eukaryota; Euglenozoa; Kinetoplastea; Trypanosomatida; Trypanosomatidae
Source: the annotation of a GenBank genome assembly